Molecule: messenger RNA, 886 nt
Organism: Rhagoletis pomonella (apple maggot)
Lineage: Eukaryota; Metazoa; Arthropoda; Insecta; Diptera; Tephritidae
Product: jerky protein homolog-like
Exons: 1
Coding region: 8-862 (284 amino acids)
Cellular component (GO): nucleus
Molecular function (GO): DNA binding
Source: RefSeq, a predicted model, not a curated record
UCUCACAAUGGCAGGGAAAAAAUUUACGUUGCUUACAAUAAAGCAAAAAGCUGAAAUUUUAAGGAAGCUAAGUGAAGGAUUUUCUAUCGAUGCCUUAGCCAAAAGUUUUCACGUGCACAGGUCAACAAUAAACCGCAUUAAGAAUAAGAAGAACACCAUAUGGAAGUUCCUGGCGCAUGCUGAAUCUGGUCCUGGGAAGAGAAAAACGUUUAAACCUGCAGAGCUUCCUAAAAUGGAAAGAGCAUUGAUGAAAUGGUUUGCAAAUCAACGAGCCAAGAAUUUACCAAUCACUUCUGAUAUGCUUAAACAAAAAGCCAAGUUUCUCCAUGCCAAAAUUCAGGAAAAAUCGGGGGACUUCCAUGCUAGCAAUGGUUGGAUUACAAACUUUAAAGAAAGAUAUGGAAUACGAAGACUCAAAAUAUGUGGAGAAAAACUUUCGAAUAAGACUCAUUCAGUUAAUCCAUUUUUACAAAAACUGAACAAAAAAAUUGCUGAUUUAGGUUUGACCAAGGACCAGAUAUACAAUGCCGAUGAAUCUGGUCUCUUUUGGAAGCUUUUGCCGGAUAGAACUCUUGUGCGGUCAAAAGAAACUUCCGCUCCAGGACAUAAAAUCAGUAAGGAAAGAAUAACUAUUCUGGCUUGCACGAAUGCAUCUGGAAAUCACAGAGUAAAACUAAUGGUUAUUGGGAAAUCAUUAAACCCACGAUCACUUAACAAUUUUACGGAUAUUCCAGUUGUCUACAAAGGAAAUAAAAGUGCUUGGAUGACCUUGGCUUUGUUUGAGGAAUGGUUUCACAAAACAUUUGUUCCAGAGGUACAUCUGGUCAUCUUUGUUUGUAAAAAAUUUCGUUUAUUAAUUUAAAUUUCCUAAAAUUGCAGGUAAAAG